This is a messenger RNA of Equus quagga, 1110 nucleotides long. RefSeq names its product vomeronasal type-1 receptor 1-like. The transcript has a single exon. Lineage: Eukaryota; Metazoa; Chordata; Mammalia; Perissodactyla; Equidae. The record is from RefSeq and is a predicted model, not a curated record. Gene Ontology annotation, cellular component: membrane. Gene Ontology annotation, biological process: G protein-coupled receptor signaling pathway. Gene Ontology annotation, molecular function: pheromone receptor activity. Bases 157 to 1110 code for a protein of 317 amino acids.
CCAGAAACCAGAAGUCAUCCUUCAUGUUCAGAUUCACUGGGAAUAAUGGUUUUUUUGAGAAAGGACACUUCCUGGGUGUAAUGAGAAUAACCAAAUUUUCUCUUUCAGUCUCCAGGUUCCUCUGAUAUAAAUAAAAUCAAACUGCAUCAUCUCUACAUGGACGGAUGGGUUUCUAUUAGCUUAAGUUGGGGUCUUACCUUCCUCACUCAGACUGGUGCUGGAAUCCUUGCAAAUUGUUCACUCCUUUGUCUUUAUAAUGUUACUUUGCUCAAUGCACACGUCUUGAGACCCACAGAGCUGAUUCUCAACCAGCUGAUCUUAGCUAACAACUUAGUUCUUUUCUCUAAAGGGAUCCCUCAGACAGCGGUGGCUUUUGGAUUGAAAUCUUUUCUCAGUGAUGCUGGAUGUAAAUUUGUCUUCUAUUUACACAGAGUGGCCAGAGGCGUUUCCCUCAGUACCACCUGCCUCCUCAGUGGCUUCCAGGCCAUUAAGCUUUGCCCCAGUUUCUCUGGGUGGUUGGAGCACAGAGUGAGAUCCACAGUGUUCAUUGGCUUCUGCUGUUCCAUCUGCUGGAUCCUACAUCUCUUGUUAAAUAUGGUGGUUACUAUGAAUGUAACUGGUCCAAAAAACAGCAAAAACACGAGUGUGGAAAACAUUUACAGAUACUGUUCAUCACGCAUUCCUGAGAGACUGGUAUUCUGCGUAUCUGCAGUCAUUUACGCCUCCACUGAUGGUGUGUGUUUGGGUCUCAUGGUCUGGACCAGCGGCUCCAUGGACCUUGUCCUGCCCAGGCACAAGCAGCGAGUCCAACACAUUCACCGCAACAGACUUUCCCCCAGACCCGCCCAUGAGGCCAGAGCCACACGCACCAUCCUGACCCUGGUGAGCAUGUUUGUCUCCUUGCACUCUCUAGCGGGUAUUCUAUCAUUUUGGAUGACCCAGCUUGAGAACCCACACCCCUGGCUGAUGAACACCUCUGUCUUGGUGUCUUUCGGCUUCCCAACAUUCAGCCCCUUUGUGUUCCUUUUCAGUGAUACCAGCAUCUCAGAGUUUUGCUUUGUCUGCUGGACAAAGAACACAAAUGCUCCAAGCAUGGUCUCUGGGCCAUAA